AUGAGUAUGCGUUUUACCACGACCACCACCUCUCGUUCGGCGACGAAGACAAGUUGUUCACUUUUAAAAGGAACAAAAAAACAAUCAAAAUCAUCGUCGUCGUCGUCUCGCGUGUCGUCGUCGUCACCAAAAUCAUCAACGAGAAGAAGAAUAAAAUGCUUUGCUGGCAAAAACGAAGAAGAAGAAGAGAAGAAAAAGACUCGCGACGACGAAACGAAGAAUACCACGAUGGCGAAAAAAAUCGUCUCCCUUUCGACGGCGUUGGGCGUGUCGCUGACGAUGACGACGAUGCCAUUGGUGGGUGAUGAUGUCGCGCAAGCGUACGAAUAUAAUCAAAAUCAAAUAUCUCAACUCGCUGGGUUACAAGCGAACCCGGUGACGAACGCACGCGCGUUGUUAAGAAACUCACUCCCGAUCGAUUGCAAAGAAAUUCGCCAGAUACAAAAAGCGUUGGAAUCGAUUUCGGACGAUUUGAGAGUCCCGGGGGUGAAAUUUUCCGGCGUCGAGGAAAGCGUCAACAAGUCUUUGAAAAUCGUCAAGAACGACGCGAACAAAAUAGUGGACAAAACGGCCUCGGCGAAGAAAGACCAGGUGAGACAGUACUUGAAAGAUUUAGGGACAGAAUUGCAAGAUUUCCAAACGAUUGUCGCGAACAAAGAUAAGCAAGAGGUGCCAGUCGCGCAGCAAAAGUGUUUGAGUUUGGUGACGAAGAUUGAGGAGGCGUUGGUGAACGAGUUUCCGUACCAAGUGCCGGCGCCGUACGACACGACGUUGCCGAGAUUAGAAGGUCGAGCGACGGUUGAAAUGGAGGUGAAAAUUAAAGACAACGCGGUGACUCCGGGGGGUAAGCUCACGAUCGUCUUGGACGGGUACAACGCGCCCGUAUCGGCUGGGAACUUUACGGAUUUGAUUCAGAAGAAAUUUUACGACGGGAUGAAAAUCCAAAGAUCGGACGGUUUCGUCGUCCAAUCCGGGAAACCAGAAAAUGCGCCAAAAGGCGUGGAUGGCUACAUCGAUCCAGCCACGGGCAAAGAACGCUCCGUUCCGUUGGAGAUUAUGCCUGAAAGUUCGUUCAUGAAGAAAAAAGCGCCGGAAUACGAUUUCACGUUUGAGGAAAACGGCAUGUACCGCGAACAACCAGUCUUACCGUUCAACGCUUUUGGCACGUUAGCCAUGGCCAGAAGAGAAGCCGAUAACAACUCCGCGAGCUCUCAGUUCUUCUUUUUGUUGAGAGAAUCGGAGUUGACCCCGUCUGGUACGAACAUUUUAGACGGAAGAUACUCCAUCUUUGGUUACGUCGUCGAUAACCAAGAGUUGUUGAGAGACAUGAAGGUUGACGACGAAAUCGUCAGCAUGAAAAUCGUCAGAGGCGCAGAAAACUUGGUCAAGAACGAACGCGCGGCACCGACGCCGACCACCCAAGAAGAACAAGCGCCCGCUUCCGAGUAA
This is a messenger RNA of Bathycoccus prasinos, 1449 nucleotides long. RefSeq names its product peptidyl-prolyl cis-trans isomerase. The coding region runs from base 1 to 1449 and encodes 482 amino acids. NCBI's taxonomy places the organism in Eukaryota, Viridiplantae, Chlorophyta, Mamiellophyceae, Mamiellales, Bathycoccaceae. Gene Ontology annotation, biological process: protein peptidyl-prolyl isomerization. Gene Ontology annotation, molecular function: peptidyl-prolyl cis-trans isomerase activity. The record is from RefSeq and is a predicted model, not a curated record. The transcript has a single exon.